Messenger RNA from Meyerozyma guilliermondii ATCC 6260, 1401 nucleotides. RefSeq names its product mitogen-activated serine/threonine-protein kinase (gene MKC1). Lineage: Eukaryota; Fungi; Ascomycota; Pichiomycetes; Serinales; Debaryomycetaceae. Gene Ontology annotation, cellular component: nucleus; cytoplasm. Gene Ontology annotation, molecular function: MAP kinase activity; ATP binding. The transcript has a single exon. Gene Ontology annotation, biological process: intracellular signal transduction; protein phosphorylation. The coding region runs from base 1 to 1401 and encodes 466 amino acids. The record is from RefSeq and is a predicted model, not a curated record.
AUGGCGCCUACGGAAUCGUCUGUUCCGCCAAGUACGAUGAUGGGUCCGGAUCCGACGACGGCAACUUUGUGGCCAUCAAGAAAAUCACCAAUAUCUUCUCGAAAAAAAUCUUGUGUAAAAGAUCGUUGCGUGAGCUCAAGCUUCUUCAGUUCUUCCGCGGCCACAAGAACAUUACUUGUCUAUAUGACUUGGAUAUCGUGCCCAACCCGCUCACGGGAGACUUUAACGAAAUAUACCUUUUACGAGGAACUCAUGGAAUGCGACAUGCACCAGAUAAUACGGUCAGGCCAGGCUUUGACAGACUCCCACUACCAGUCCUUCAUCUACCAGGUGUUGUGUGGGCUCAAGUAUAUCCACUCGGCAGAUGUUCUUCAUCGUGAUUUGAAGCCGGGAAACUUGCUCGUCAACGCCGAUUGCGAGCUCAAGAUCUGCGACUUUGGGUUGGCCCGCGGAUUUCUGGAAGACCCCGAGCAGAACGCUGGGUUCAUGACAGAGUACGUGGCUACCAGGUGGUACCGGGCUCCGGAGAUCAUGCUCUCUUUCACCAACUACUCCAAGGCAAUUGAUAUCUGGUCGGCAGGCUGUAUCUUGGCCGAGCUUCUUGGUGGAAAACCACUCUUCCGCGGCAAAGAUUAUGUCGACCAACUCAACCAAAUCUUGUUGGUUCUUGGAACUCCCGAUGAACCCACCCUCACCAAAAUCGGUUCUGUUCGAGCACAAAACUACGUGAGAUCUCUCCCGGCCAUGCGCAAGGUUCCUUAUAACGAAAUCUUUCCCAACGCCAACCCAUUGGCUCUCGAUCUCUUGGAAAAAAUGUUGACAUUGGACCCAUUCAAAAGAAUCACUGUGGAAGAAGCUUUGGAACAUCCAUACUUGUCGGUGUGGCACGAUCCCCAGGACGAGCCUCGGUGCCAGGUCAAGUUUGAUUUCAAGUCGUUUGAAAAAGCCGACGAUAUGAAUAUCAUGAAACGGUUGAUCAUGGAAGAGGUGAAAAAUUUCAGAGAUUUUGUAAGAAGACCCAUCGAAGAACAGCAACAGAUCCAAUUGCAAAUGCAGAUGCAACAACAAGAUAUCCAGCAGCACCAUCAAAACCACGUCCAGAUGGGACUCCCAAAUCCUCUCGCAGCCAACCAAUACAGUGAUGUACUUAACCCAUACUCGUCUCAUUCCAACUCGUCGCUGAACAACAACGCCGAGGUCAACACCGACCCAUCCCAGAUGAACAACGACCUACAAUUCUACGAAUCGGUUCCCAAACCACAAGAGCUUCCCGAGUUCCCCUUCUCGCCUCAUCAUCCGUCACACGACGUUCACAAGCCCAGUCCCAUGGACGACGACUUGUUUCGCUUGGAGGAGGAGUUGGGGUUCGGUCUUGACGGCGGUAUGUAUAAUAAUAUAUAG